This is a messenger RNA of Zingiber officinale, 1825 nucleotides long. Its product is annotated as non-specific lipid transfer protein GPI-anchored 7-like. NCBI's taxonomy places the organism in Eukaryota, Viridiplantae, Streptophyta, Magnoliopsida, Zingiberales, Zingiberaceae. The record is from RefSeq and is a predicted model, not a curated record. The transcript has 2 exons. Bases 17 to 475 code for a protein of 152 amino acids.
UGGGUUGCUUACUUAAAUGCAUGCGACGACAACAAUGGCACAAUGCUCCCUUAAUUACUCUGUCCUGUCACAAAGCAGUAGAUCCAUGGAGAAACUAAUGGCGACGCUUCUGCUGGCGCUGGUCCUUUUGCCGCCGGGAGAAGUGGAAGCGCAAACUUCUCAGACUUGUGCGGCGGAACUGGUCCCCUGCGGGCAGUACCUCAACUUGACGACGGGAACGCCGUCGGAUUCCUGCUGCAUCCCAAUGCGUAACGCUGUCGAGAACGAGCUCGACUGCCUCUGCGCCAUCCUCACCGACCCCAGCGUCUCCAGUGCCUUUAACCUCACCAUCGAGAGGACCACCCAUAUCGCCAGGGCCUGCGGCAUCGCCAACCUCAACGGCUGCUCCUCCGGUCCAUCGUCAUCCCGCACACCUCCUCCCCCUCCAGCAGUACUUGAAUUUUACCAAAAUUUCAAUUUUUGCUUUUCAAUUUGAAUCAAAAUUGUUCUUAUUAUUACAAGCAGAUGAUUUCUACUUCUUCUUCUUCUCCAGUACUUAGAUUUAUCCAAAAUUUCUACUUUUUUUUCAAGUCGAAUAGAAAUUGUUCUUAUUCUCUCAAGCAGAUGACUUUUUCAUCUUCUUCUUGUUUCAAUUAAAGUAUUGUAGUUGGUCAAACUCAGUAGGCUCCUGAUUAAGAACAACAAGCAGAUAGCAACAAUUUGUCAAACACAAAGUUGGAAUUCUACCUUAGAACUUAGUCAAGCUCGUUGAACUGGAAUUAUGGUCGAACACAUAUAUGACUUGAUCAAAGUAUCUGCAAGUCAAGUCAAUAGCAUGACAUGGUUGAUAAAGAUGUGUAAUAUGUGGAGAUUGGGAUACCAAUAUACACAAGAAAAUAAUACACAUGCAGAGAAUUGCGUGACCAAAUUUUUUUGUUUAUACAAAAAAUAAUCUUAAAAUUUAAGUUUGAGAAGCAAAAGUUAAAAAAAAAAAAAUGAACUAAAUAAGAUCUUCAGGUGGUUCCUAUUGUUCUGCUUGUCUAUGUUUUACUUGUUGUAUUCUUCUCUAGACUCACAAGAACAUUUGCUGAGGUCUUUAGCCUGCUCCAUUGGGUAUUCUAAUGACUGUAGUGGCAAAACACGUGGCGGAGAGGGCUAGGUCAAGGGAAAGGGCCAUGGCUGCACAAGGAAAAUAAUGGAAGGGAGUAUGCCAGCUUCGUGAUCUUUGUGUAGAAUUUAAUUCUAUCUACCUAAGUAAAUACAAUAAAAGCCAAGUGUCUAGGUAUUUCUACCCUUCAUUCAUCUAGAAGUGGCCGGCCCGUUCCACAAAAGUUUCUCACCGACUAUCGGAUAAAUCCAGUAAACACAGAUGGGGCACGGGGGACGGUCAACGCCACCAUUGGUUCAAGCAUUGUAGACAUUUAUUUACGUUUUGUGGUAAUUGAACCCUCGUUGCUUGAAAAUUCAUCCAUCUAUUUACCAUCGCACCCCCUAGGGGCAAACCUAAACCUAAGUAAAUACAAUGAAGCAAAAGAUGAUUUCUCUCGCCCCAAGCGCCUCUCAUCGCCAGCCAAGUAAAUACAAGAUAUGUCCUGAUGAGGUUAGAGAGAGUUAUUAUUGUCUCAUAUAGUUGGACACUAACAGAGAUCUUAGUGUGCAUGAAUUCAUUUAACAUUUAUGGGCAAAUUCAGAAACACUCCUUGACAUAAUCACCCCAAAACUGAGAAAUUAGAUUGGCAUGUUCACAUUUCCAUUUUUUUUUUUUGUGUGUGGAAAUUAUAUAAUUGAUUAGGGCUACAAUGAAAAUGAAAAUGAAAACAGAAGUCUGAAUAGAUUACUAACUUGU